AAGUUAGUCUCAAACAGCGACAAAAAUCCAGCCGGUCGGCCGCAAACUCCGAGGCGCUCUGUGAUUUUCCGAAUUUUCCGGACACCCUUCCAAGUCGUUCGCAUUUUCGCCAGUUGAAAUCUCCGGAAAAUUGCACAUUUCACCGACGACGUUGAAUCCGACCGGUUUUUUUAAGCUGUCAAGGGUGUCCGGGGGUGUUUCGGGGGCGGGGGCGGCCGGAAUUUCGGUUUUGACCCCCGUGCGUGCGUCCGGCGCGAGGGCCUCCAUCCGGCGCUCGCUUUGGCUCCGCCCUCGGUGGAUGCCGAGACGGAGGCAAGAAGGGCGAGCGGAUCAGUCGCCUCUGGUACUUCGAGAGGGGCAGGACGGUGAGAGUGCGCGAGUGCUCGACUCGGACACGAUGCUGUGAAUCGGCCUCUCGCCGACAUGAACCCUUUCGGACAUAGACUUUUAUAUAGCUGUGCCGGCACUUUUUGCAAGAUGCUUGUGAUACUUUUAUUCACAAUUGCCAGCGUCGGGCACAGUUUAGAGGUGGACAAAGAAGUUAACUCCUCGUCCGUAGCAAUAAGGCAAACUAGACAAGUAAAUCUCCGAGAAUUGUGCGGCGGAGGCGGGCCGCGAUGUUACGCAGAGAAAGGGUCAAUGGGUCCACCAGGACUAUCAGGACUUUCAGGUGAAAAGGGACAGCAAGGUUACCCUGGAAUGGAAGGGCUACCAGGCCCUAAAGGUGAUAAGGGAGACUCAGGUCCGCAGGGACCUCGAGGUCCUAAAGGUGACCGAGGUAAAAUGGGGAUGCCCGGUUUUCCCGGAAUCAACGGUGUACCUGGUGUCCAGGGCCCUCAGGGUGCUCAGGGACUGCCCGGCCUUGACGGCUGCAACGGAACAGACGGAGCACCUGGUCUGCCUGGCUUUAAUGGUGAACCCGGUCCUCGGGGCAUUCCUGGUGUCCCAGGUCCCAAAGGUGACAAAGGAGAAGCAGCUCGCACAGGCACCCAUCAGAAAGGCCAAAAGGGCGAACCAGGGUUCGAGGGCCGAGCUGGAUUACCCGGUCCUCAGGGUAUGCAAGGCCCAACUGGCGUGCCUGGUGUGAAGGGAGACCUUGGCUCGCCUGGACCCGUAGGACCACUUGGUCAAAAGGGUCAGAAAGGAGCAAUGGGCAUAGGAAUUUACGGUGGACCAGGAGAUAAGGGGGACAAGGGUGAGCCUGGCCCCCCUGGUACUUUUCAAAUUCAACCCGAAGGACCUCGUGAUAGCAUUAACUUUACCAUUGGCCCCCAAGGAGAACGGGGAGAAAAAGGAGAAAGAGGUGAAUUUGGUAUACAAGGCGCCGCAGGUGGACCAGGUCCUGUAGGUGAAACAGGAAGAUUAGGUGAGGUUGGCAUGAAGGGCGAAAAAGGUUUGCCAGGCCCACCUGGUCCUCGAGGUCGUGAUGGCCUUCCUGGACCUUUGGGCCCUCACGGUCAAAAAGGUGACCGUGGAAUGGAGGGAAUCCCUGGUCUGCCUGGUCGAGUUGGUCUCAAAGGCGAGCCAGGUCUAGACGGUUCUGAUGGGCCUCGAGGUCUGACGGGUCCUCCUGGUCCGCCUGGUGGUGGUAAAGGGCGUCCUGGUCCACCUGGGCCGCAGGGACCUAGAGGCUACCCAGGUUCUCCAGGCCCUAAAGGAUUGGAUGGCUUCCCCGGAGAGCCAGGGCUACGAGGACCAAUGGGACCCAAAGGUGGCACCGGAAUACCUGGCCUGAUUGGUCCUGAAGGCUUCCCAGGUGAAAAGGGUAGUAAAGGCGAGGCUGGGCUGCAAGGGUUUCCAGGUCUUGUCGGCCCUAGAGGUUUUCAGGGAACACCUGGUCCACCUGGUCCUCGAGGGUCACCAGGCGAAAGAGGAAACUCAAUUGAGGGACCUCGUGGUAUAGAUGGUUUACCUGGCAGAGACGGUGAAAAGGGCUCGAAGGGAGAGAAAGGCUAUCGAGGACCGCCUGGCACUCCUGGAGAUUCAAAAUUAGGAACCCCUGGAAUUCCUGGUGUUCCGGGUCCUAAAGGUGAUGCUGGUAGGGACGGAAGACCUGGCCAACCUGGCCCUCAAGGUUUGCCUGGUGAUAAAGGUGAUAUUGGAGGUCGUUGCAGUGACUGCAGACCGGGUUCAAAGGGAGAAAAGGGCUCAGAGGGAAGUCCUGGUUUCCCAGGUUUACAAGGCGCACGUGGACCACCUGGAGAAAGGGGGCACCCUGGAGAACGGGGAGACCAAGGCGAUGUAGGACCCAGAGGUCAAGAUGGUUUGCCGGGUAAAGAUGGAUUGCAAGGCUAUAUUGGUGCACCUGGAUCUCCAGGAAGAGAUGCGAUGAUCACGGACAGUAAUAUUUUGGAAAUAAAGGGAGAUCGAGGACCACCAGGUGAAUUUGGGCCAGCUGGUCCGAAGGGAGACAGAGGAUUCCCAGGGCAGCCAGGAUUACCCGGUCAAGUGGGUUUCCCGGGUGUUAAAGGCGAUAAGGGAGAGCGCGGUUUCCCUGGAAAUGAUGGCAUAAACGGACGACCUGGUACUUCUGGAAUCAAGGGCGAUAAAGGCUUCAGCAUUACCGGGCCUCAAGGACCUAUAGGCAACACCGGCAAAUCUGGUGAUAAAGGAGACAUGGGUCUUCAAGGUAUUCCAGGAGAGCCUGGCGCCUGUCCAUCACCAGAAACUAUAGCCCAGCAGUUAAAAGGCGAAAAAGGAUCUCAAGGCCAAGAAGGUGCUUCAGGUCCACCAGGUCCCCCUGGGCCUUCUGGCUCUAAGGGUGAUAGAGGAUCAGAUGGUUUUCCUGGUGCUGUGGGACCUCCUGGAAACCCAGGCCCAGUUGGUCCUCGAGGUCUGCCAGGCAUAAGAGGAAUAAAGGGUGACAGAGGGCCAAUGGGCUUUCCAGGAGAUAACGGGAAGGAUGGGAUUCCCGGCCAGCCAGGAUUUAGGGGAGAUAAAGGUUCAAAGGGCGAAUCAGGUAUUCCAGGUGUCGGUCCACCAGGCCCUAUUGGUCUUGAUGGACCUAGGGGUGAAAAAGGUCUUCCCGGUCUAGGAGGCAAAAAUGGCGCCAACGGUCUACAGGGUCCUCCAGGAUUACCGGGUGAAAAAGGAGAUACCGGAAUUCCUGGGCUGCCAGGUCUGACAGGUUCUGACGGUCUCAAGGGUGAACCUGGACCUUUUGGUCCACCAGGUUUACCUGGUCCUGUAGGUCUGGACGGUAUGCCAGGGUCAAAAGGCGAGCCUGGACUUCCGGGAGAAUCGGGUCGUCAAGGUCUUCCAGGUUUUCCUGGUCAGAAGGGAGACGCAGGUGUGCCUGGAGUAGAAGGACCUCGUGGAUACCCUGGUCCUAGAGGGCUGCCAGGUCUUGUGGGAAUACCUGGAAUGGACGGUUCACCAGGUCUGAAGGGUGACAAGGGCGAGAGAGGAUUCGAUGGAAUCCCUGGUGUAGACGGUCGGCCAGGUUUAGAGGGUCAAAGUGGUCCUAUUGGUCCGAAAGGUGAUAUAGGAAUCAUGGGACCGCCUGGAAUACCUGGUUUACCAGGAAUUGACGGAAUGAAAGGUGAACGCGGCUUCCCCGGAAUACCAGGUCAAAAGGGUACAGCGGGUCAAGUUUCGGAAAAAGGUCAAAAGGGAGAGCCUGGUCCUCCAGGCGUUCAAGGGCCACCAGGAACACCUGGGUUCGACGGUCGACCAGGAAUAAAGGGUGAACCAGGGCGGCCAGCAGUUGGCCUGCCUGGUCUAGAAGGGCCUAAGGGAGAUGCUGGAAUUCCAGGCCGGCCAGGUGCUAAUGGAAUUCCAGGAGAAAAGGGUACCGCAGGACUACAGGGCUUCCCUGGAAUGAAGGGGGAUAAGGGGGAGAGAGGAACGUAUGGCUCGCCAGGAGCACCAGGCGUUGACGGAAUUGAUGGGGAUAAAGGUGAUCUUGGAUUUGAGGGCCCACAGGGCUAUCCUGGAGAAAAGGGGGACAAAGGUCAGCCUGGAAUGUCUGGUUUAGAGGGCCUAAAGGGCGAACUUGGCUCCCCAGGUUUGCCUGGUUUGCCCGGUGUGCAGGGAGAGCGGGGUGACAAAGGUGACAGGGGACCAUCAGGUCCAACUGUUGACGUCAAAGGAGAGAAAGGCGAGCCAGGACGUCCAGGUGCAAAAGGAUAUUUAGGGCAGAAGGGUGACAUGGGACUUGAUGGUCUACCAGGCCUUAGGGGAGAAAGAGGUCUUGACGGACCAUCAGGACCUCCAGGCCUUCCCGGUGCAGCUGGGCUUCCAGGCAUGAAAGGCGAUAUAGGUGACCCUGGAGUCCAGGGUUUACCUGGAAUGACUAUCAAAGGAGAAAAAGGCCUUCCUGGUCUUUCAGGAAAGCAUGGCCGUGAGGGGCCUCCUGGCUUGCAAGGAAUUAAAGGAGACAAUGGCUUACCUGGGCUGCCUGGUGUUCAAGGCCCACCUGGUUUACCUGGCCCAGUUGGUCUGCAAGGAAUGAAGGGAGACCGAGGUUUUCCUGGUGUUCAAGGUCCACCUGGUUUGGAUGGACCUCCUGGUAUGAAAGGAAAUAUGGGUCUAGCUGGUGUCCCUGGUAUGAAGGGAGACUCUGGUCCCCCUGGUAUUUUUGGUGCUCAGGGACCAAAAGGAGAAAGAGGAUUAUCAGGUUUGCCCGGACGUGACGGCUUAAAUGGAGAAAAAGGAGAUGCCGGUCAAGACGGAACACCUGGACAAGUUGGCUGGCCCGGAGCUAAAGGAGAUCGAGGUUUUCCAGGCCUUCCUGGUGUGGCUGGUUUAAAAGGAGAUAAGGGUUCGACUGGUCCACAAGGUGUGCCUGGUUUUGUUCCACCUAUAAAUAUUGCGAAACCCGGAGAAAAGGGGAUGAUUGGUGAGCAAGGCUAUCCUGGACAACGGGGUGAUAAAGGUGAUCGUGGGUUUGAUGGACUGCCUGGACCGAAAGGAGAGAGAGGUGAUCCCGGCCGAAAUGGUUCGCCUGGCCCCAUGGGACCACCAGGUCAAAAGGGUGACGCUGGUAUUGAUGGUAUUCCUGGUCGAAAUGGACUUGACGGUUUGCCUGGUAUUUCGGGCUUGCCUGGACAGCCGUGUGAAACCACCCCUGACUAUAUGACUGGAAUUUUAUUAGUCAAACACAGCCAAAGCUCUCAAGUGCCUCUGUGUGAACCUGGACAUGUCAAGCUGUGGGAUGGUUACAGCUUGCUCUACAUCGAAGGAAACGAAAAAGCCCACCACCAAGACUUAGGAUUUGCUGGAUCCUGUGUUAAGAAAUUCUCAACUAUGCCGUUCCUAUUCUGCGACUUCAACAAUGUCUGCAAUUACGCUAGCAGAAACGACAAAUCUUACUGGCUGAGCACUACGGCUCCUAUACCCAUGAUGCCUGUUAUGGAAUCAGAAAUAAAAAAAUACAUUUCAAGAUGUGCCGUGUGUGAAGUUCCAGCAAAUGUGAUGGCUGUCCACUCGCAGUCGAACAACAUUCCCGAGUGUCCGGCAGGUUGGAAUGGCCUGUGGAUCGGUUGGAGCUUUGUCAUGCACACUGCUGCCGGAGCGGAGGGCGGCGGCCAGUCUCUGGCUAGUCCAGGUUCGUGUCUUGAAGACUUCAGGGCAACUCCAUUCAUAGAGUGCAAUGGUGCCAGAGGCUCGUGCCACUACUUUGCCAACAAGUUCAGCUUCUGGCUGGCCACAAUCGAGGAGCGAGAUCAGUUCUCAGCACCGAGAUCUGAAACCCUGAAGGCUGGAAAUCUGCGUACCAGGGUCAGUCGCUGCCAAGUGUGCAUCAAAAACAAUUAAGAUGCGUACAUAUUGUAGUUAUCCCACAGCGAAUUAUAAUAAGGGAGAAAAUUAAUCAACAACCACUCUCCUUUACACUUGUCAUAGCAUGUAAUGCUAAUCAAUUCACAAUACAGUAG
This is a messenger RNA of Neocloeon triangulifer, 5876 nucleotides long. It is a transcript of the gene Col4a1, whose product is annotated as collagen alpha-2(IV) chain. Gene Ontology annotation, cellular component: collagen trimer. Gene Ontology annotation, molecular function: extracellular matrix structural constituent. Bases 424 to 5757 code for a protein of 1777 amino acids. The transcript has 45 exons. The record is from RefSeq and is a predicted model, not a curated record. Lineage: Eukaryota; Metazoa; Arthropoda; Insecta; Ephemeroptera; Baetidae.